Exaiptasia diaphana is the source of this 1758-nucleotide messenger RNA. RefSeq names its product melanocyte-stimulating hormone receptor-like. The coding region runs from base 392 to 1303 and encodes 303 amino acids. Gene Ontology annotation, molecular function: G protein-coupled receptor activity. Gene Ontology annotation, cellular component: membrane. Gene Ontology annotation, biological process: G protein-coupled receptor signaling pathway. NCBI's taxonomy places the organism in Eukaryota, Metazoa, Cnidaria, Anthozoa, Actiniaria, Aiptasiidae. The record is from RefSeq and is a predicted model, not a curated record. The transcript is spliced from 2 exons.
UGGAGAGAGGUCAAAGACUGACGUUUAAAUUUAUAGAUUCUGGCAGUGUAAACAACAAGACAAAAAGAGUACUCCAUUCAAAUACAAUGCACACAAGGUAAUCUACUUAAAAUAGAUGMGAACCUGUCUGGAAAGACGGAAAUUAACUUUUUGGCUAUUCUUUCAAAYAGAAAGAAAUUUGAGAUGAGAGRGUGAAUUGAGAAUCCAGUUUGUAACAUGCAAUAAACGACUUCACUGAAUGUUGUUAAACCAUCAAGGAAUGGAGAACUUUGACAAGAGUGGUGCGCUGAACAGUACAUGUUGAUWGUACACUUUGAUUUGACAUCUKCUGCCAGUAACUCAGGAUACAUUAUCUGAAAUUGGGCAMUWAACUUCUCUACUCCAAGCUAAAAUGAAUACGACCAAUGGAAUCAACACCCUUUGUCCAAAGAUCACAAUGUCGCAUACUACAAACCCCGCACAUUUUGACUUCAACACUGGCAUCAUCGUGUGUGUUAUGAAUGGCGUUCUUUCUGUUCCAACUACAAUCCUCAACCUYCUACUUAUUCUAUCCAUCUUAYCCUCACCAAAUCUUCGACGWCCAUCUUACAUCUUGAUCUGCGCUCUAGCGUUCGCUGACUUAGGUGUUGGUAUUCUUGUGCAACCGUUGUACAUCGCUAGAAAGAUAACAUUCAUGAUGUCUGAUUACGAAACGUACUGUAUUUUACUACAGGUUGGUAAUGUUUUUGCCCAUGUGUGUUGCAGUCCUUCGUUUUUUAUAGUAACGGCGAUAAGCGUUGAUAGGUACCUUGCUAUUCACUUGAAAACGGCRUAUAGCAGUGUAGUUACUAUUAAGACRGUCCUACUGUACAUGGRUGUSGCUUUAUUGUGUACUGGUUGUAURACUSUAGUUCGAUUCCAAUCCACCAGUCCCAAAUACAUGAGUAUAGCGGCUGCUCUAAUGUGUCUUAUUCUUGCUGUUAUUCUGUGUUGUUAUUUCAAGUCAUUAAAAGCGUUGAGGACUGUUCAAGUACGUUUUACAAGCGAAGAAUUGAAAGAGAACAAUCYKYGAUCAGGAGUUACCUAUCAUCAUCARGUGCUCACAACUUUAAUGUGGAUUGRCGUGACKUUGUUUUGCUGUUAUGUKCCGUUUGUGGCCGUUGUCAUAACGAUGGCCGUUCARGGUCGUUCGCGAGAYUUCAUGAUCGCGUGGGAAAUGGGUCUGACACUCUUGUAUCUUAAUUCAUUGUUGAACCCAGUGGUCCACUUUGCUCGGCUUCACGAGCUGAGGGAGGCCUGUGCGGCAGUCAUGAAAAGAAACUGAACUCUUUCGUGUCUUGAUAUGAUCUCUGCAAUUCGACAACUGACAAACCAAGAUAUGGCAUUGGCCGUAAAUGAACAAUUGUUACCUAAGGCCGAAUAUGAUAUGAGGAAUUAUUGGAUAAGYCUGAGUAAGAUAUGAACAGUUAUUGGCUGAGGGCGAUCAUGAUAUGAAGAAUUAUUGGCUGACGUUGAGUGUGAUAUGAAAAAUUAUGAAGCCCCAGGUAACUGUUACUGUUGAAAGUGAGACCAACAACAUCAUCUUGGACUUGCAUAAUUCUUUAUAUCAGCUAUUAUGUAACGGCUUUAUCAUUUGCAAAAUAUAGUUAUGAUUGAAAGGAGAUUACAGAUCACGAAGUGCUACUCUGUGACGUCAUAUUGCAAUAUGAAAGAGUAUCGUACUAUGCGUGACGUUAGGGUAUUUAUGAAUAAACGAGGGAUCCGUGGUAAAUAUGCUUU